AUGCAGCAUUAUCACACAUUGAGUCCUCAACAACAGCAACAGCUAAUACCAAUGCAGCUGCAACAUCAACAGCAGCAGCAACAGCUUUUGCAACAGCAGCAUCAGCAGAUGCCCCCAAACGCUAGACAUCACCAGCAUUCAGUGGGUCAUCCGAGUCACACUAUGACUAUUAAUCGAAAAAUGAUUGAGCAAAGUCACUAUAGUGAAGAUAAUCCGCCCCCACUGCCGCCUCUACGCAAUCCACAGAAAGCACUAGAAACAGUUCAAGCAAUACCAAGUCUAAACGAUAGUUCCGUCAAUGAACGCGAUAAGCAAAUUUAUAUUUGUUCUUCGUUAAAAAAUCCAAACAAUCAAAACUUGAACAACAAUGCUAGCAGCAGUAACAGCAGUAGCACUAACAGUCAAACGAACAAUUCUUGCAGUUAUCAAAACAAUGGGAACAACUCAUAUGGUACCAUGAAACCCACUAACAAUACAAUUAAAAAUCAAACUACGUUCAAUUCAACAGCAUCAACUACAACAAAACCACUAGCAUCAAUCAUUAACACACCACUACCGGCCAUUCCGAAAAAUUCACAGUCACUAGUCUCGAAAGAUGAAAUUUAUGUUAAACGCAAAUUGAUAGACCAAAAUAGUAAGUUUGCCACACUAAAAGCAAUUCCGCUUCCAAAAAUAGAGGCCCUGGAAAUUGAAGCUCAGAAGAAAAAAAAUACCCAACAGACAAAACAACAAAAUCUAUCAACUGGCACAGCUAAUGAAAAUACGAUGACUACGAUCACUGAUCCUUUACCAUCACCUCCCGUAACAACAAACGUUAAUACCAUGACCACAACCCAAAUUCAAUCUUUGCCCCUGCCGCUACCGCCACCCGAAUUAAUAGAGGAACCACUGCCUCCACCCCCGCCACCGGUUGAUGAAGAUGGGCAGAUUGUCUAUCACGACGAUUCCACGAAUAUGAACGUUGUCAAAAGUGAUUUAAAAGAGGUAAUCUACGCUACUAAAAAGAUUACAAAUACUCACACAAAUGGUGCAUCCAAUGGUAAUAACAGCGUAGCAUGUGGAAAUUGCACUGCGAACCCAACGAACACAAACAACAAUAGUGAUGAGAACAGUUUCUAUGCGGUUACUGAGUUGUAG
Wyeomyia smithii (pitcher-plant mosquito) is the source of this 1137-nucleotide messenger RNA. RefSeq names its product homeobox protein 5-like. NCBI's taxonomy places the organism in Eukaryota, Metazoa, Arthropoda, Insecta, Diptera, Culicidae. The transcript has a single exon. The record is from RefSeq and is a predicted model, not a curated record. The coding region runs from base 1 to 1137 and encodes 378 amino acids.